AUGGCAGUGUGUACCGCAGAAAUUUGUGAAGGCAAAUGGUAUCAAGAGCGCGAAGAAGAGAUAACUCUUGUGGAUAGAUACGGUAUCAAAAGGACAACGACUCUUAAACCUGACAACAAACAAGGAAUCAUGAGACUGGGAAAAGAGUGGAGAGAGUUUUGUGAAGUUAAUGGAGUGAAGGUAGGCGAGUCCUUCAAGAUGGAACUCAUCAAGGAAGAAGAAGAAGACAUCAGAGCGACUCAUCUACUUAAAUUCUGCUCCAAAGUCUUAAACUCUCACUGA
Molecule: messenger RNA, 282 nt
Organism: Microthlaspi erraticum
Lineage: Eukaryota; Viridiplantae; Streptophyta; Magnoliopsida; Brassicales; Brassicaceae
Source: the annotation of a GenBank genome assembly